UUUUCGAGUUAUUGCCAAGUACGUAUUUGCUAGUGAGAAAAACUUAUUGUCGACAGAGAAAAUGCGUUCUGCGGCUUUGAUUCUGUCUUUGUCUGUAAUGGUAAUGGUGGUUAAUCCAUUUUCGGAGGCUGCCUACUAUCACGGGGAAAAAAAUAUUUUCACGGGUAUAUAUGACGAUGGAACAGAAAGACUAGUAAAUGGAACAUCCACUACCAUACAGAAUUAUCCACAUUGUGCCGCCAUGAAACUCUACGACAUGCUUUACCAAUGCGGCUGCAGCAUAAUAGCACCACAAUACGUCUUAACUGCCGCGCAUUGCACAUGGCCAAUGAUUAGGGACGGUGUUGUAGAAUAUAUAACCAUCCUUACUGGCACAACUAACCUCGAUGAAGGUGGACAGUCUCAUGAAGUAGAAAAAAUGUGGUACCACGAGAAAUAUAAUACUAACGUUACAGGAAGAACUAAUGAUGAUAUUGGAUUGAUAAAGCUGAAAAAGCCCUUAAAAUAUGAUUCAACAUGUCAGCCAAUUAAUCUUCCAAAACAUCCUGCGAAAGAGAAUGAGAAGGUUACGAUUGCUGCCUGGGGUAGAAAAGGCAAAGACGAAGAAGUGCAUAACCAUUUGGGAAAAAUGGAAGCAAAUGUCAUGUUACCAAAAGAAUGCCAGUCUCAUUACUCUGACAAUUCGGAGAAGAUUAGCAAGAACGAAAUCUGUACUUUAAUCGGGGCAGGAACUGGAUUGUGCAAAGGUGACAGCGGUAGUGGUCUGAUUCGAGACAACAAUCAGAUUAAAAAAAGAGAAAUUGUUGCUUUAGUAUCUGGUGGCAAACCGUGCGCCGUAGGUAAACCAGAUAUAUACACCAAUAUUUCACCGUACCUUCCUUGGAUCAAAGAAAAAAUGGCGGAAAAGUAAAAUAAUAUUAUUCCUUUUAUGAUGGAUAUACUUAAAA
Wasmannia auropunctata (little fire ant) is the source of this 947-nucleotide messenger RNA. Its product is annotated as chymotrypsin-1-like. The transcript is spliced from 5 exons. NCBI's taxonomy places the organism in Eukaryota, Metazoa, Arthropoda, Insecta, Hymenoptera, Formicidae. The coding region runs from base 62 to 910 and encodes 282 amino acids. The record is from RefSeq and is a predicted model, not a curated record. Gene Ontology annotation, biological process: proteolysis. Gene Ontology annotation, molecular function: serine-type endopeptidase activity.